AGACCAAGAACCGUUCAGAAUGAUGUACCGUGUGCCUGGCCGUCCUCUCCUCACUAGACAUAGAUAGGACGUUUGGCCAGCCCAAAAUGGCCAUAGUCACCACCAAGAUUGCUAGCGGUAGCCACCAAGGCCCGGACGAACACGACUCAAUCUCAAUCGGGCCAUCUAGCAAUAGGAGUAGAAGUCACUCUCGGGGUUGGAGACUCAAGACCAAUCUCUCCGUGUCGGCUGAAUGUCGCCAAACAGGCUUGGUACUGAAGCUGGCCAGUACUCAGUAUGUUGUUGCCCUGGGACGCCUUCUGUGAUCUCGCACACCGCACCAGUACCAUCCUCAAAGCUUGUUGGACGGAGAAGAAGGGACCAAUCAAGUGGUGUGGUGCUUGCACGAACGAAUGAUCGAGUCUGGCAGAGUCCCCCGAAUAGUGUCGAUUCAGUUCGUUCUGAUCGCACUAGUUUUAAUACUAGUUUUUGCACCGGAGCUUGAGUGUCGAGGAGGUGGCCGUGGGGGUGGCGGUGGAAGGGGCGGAAGAGGUUCCUUUGGCCGAGGUCACAGACGUGGAGUUGGUCGACUAGGACACAACUUCAACAGGCAGCAUUCAUCACAAACUCAGGCCAGACCUAAACGCUCAGGUUGGAAUAUGUCGGGGAUUGGCCUUAUUUUCCUGUUGCUGGCUAUUGUAGCCGCUCUAUGUGGGCUUUAUUUCGUUGCCUGGUGCAUGUUCGGAGUCCAAAGGAAUCAUAAAGAAGGUCACUACAUCUUGGAAAGUGAGGAUGAGCGUCAUGAUGACUAUGGGAAAGGAAACCUAUAUGCUGGUUUGGAUAUGGUGGACGAAGCCAAGGAAUCAUCGUAUGUAAAAAAUUCCUUGGACCUUGACUCAAUUAACGAGAACAAGCCAACGGGCUCUCCCACCAACUCGCACGAUCAUCACGUGCCGUCUGCCCCUGAUGACGGGAAUUCUAGUCAAGAGGGCAACAAAGACGACCUCCCCCCUGUGUAACCUCGAGGGUUUGAUAUUGAAUCUCGAACAACAACGAUAACCAAGGUUGUUGGAACCAAGAUGCAAAAGUAUUGGGAAUAUGAUUUUGAAAAUGAAUGCAGGCAUAUUGCCCGCUCUCAUUCAAAGCGACAAUUUCAUUAUAUUUGCACAACAUUGAUGUAAAAAUUCGUGGGCAAUCUUAUACUAUACAUAGAAUAAUAAAACGAUGACAAAAUGA
Messenger RNA from Tigriopus californicus, 1215 nucleotides. RefSeq lists its product as uncharacterized. Lineage: Eukaryota; Metazoa; Arthropoda; Copepoda; Harpacticoida; Harpacticidae. The record is from RefSeq and is a predicted model, not a curated record.